UGGGACAGCUCGCAAUCACGCGUCUGUGCUCGAUCUCGCGCUCUAAACUUACGCGAUUUAAUGCGCGCAUUGACACAACCAGUGCGCACCUUCUUUACGCGUUUGUCAUGGUCGUAGUUGUCUGAACUAAGGAUUAUCGUUUUAGAAGGACAGAUCGUGAGUAUAUAGGACUAUAGUGUUAGUGCGUAUGACAGUUUGAAAUUGCAUUAUUGCUUGUUAUACUAACCAACGCUCCGCUCUUGGACACUUUUACGCAAUAGAAAACGUCUUAUUGCGCAAGUUUUUAGCUGGAGCCCGAAUUUCGGACGCACAAAUUUGGAGAUAUCUGUCUGCGAGACUCUGUCGGACGGGGGUCCCCGUGUAUGGAUGUAGUGGGCGACGUAGUGACGGACUGAGGGGUCGAGACGGACCGAUUCCGUGGUUCCAGACGCGCUUCUCCGAGAUAACAGAGCAGCAUCAUCGUCUAAUCGAGCGCCUCCAGCAGCAGCCGAGAUGAUUCUUCUGGGAAUAUUUCUAAAUCUGUUCUUCAUUGAGGGUUCAUUUCUCUCUGUGGUGCCGGUGUUCCCGGAGACUUUGGACUGCAUAGCUGCUGUACAGGAAUGCAUGCAGAACCCGGAGUGUAAGAGGCCUUUUCGUCACUUGGAAUACUGCGUGGAUGAGGAGGCGGUGGCCCCUCUGGCCCUGGAGACGCGGCAUGGCUGCGUUGAUGCACAGAACAGCCUCAUGCACUAUCAUCCCCUGCAAGAAUGCAAAUGCCAACGGGGGUCACGCAUGGAGCAGCAGUGCCUGAGCGUUUACUGGACUAUCCGUUUUCCGCAGGGUUUUGAUGACAUUGAGACGUCCCCAUACGAAGACAUUGAACUGGAACUUGUGAGAAACACCGAAACAUCAAAACUGGCUUCGAUAGUUUCAGUGUCCACUCUUCCUCUGACCGAUCAGAACCAGUGUCUGAAAGCAGCUCAGGACUGUGGCUUGUUUGAGAAGUGUGGUUCCCUACGCUCAGAGUACGCGCUAGCAUGCACUAAAAUCAUACCGGUAACAAAUCACUGUAACAGGCACAAGUGCCAUCGAGCUCUGCGGCGCUUCCUGGAGCGUGUGCCAGAGGAGUACAGCUUCGGCGUCUUAUUUUGCCCCUGCUCGGACACUCUGUGCGGCGAGAGGAGGAGAAAAACCAUCGUCCCAUCCUGCUCCUAUGAGGAGAGAGAAGAACAGCCCAACUGCCUCCAUCUGGAGAGCUUCUGCCUCAAAGACAACCUGUGCAGGUCGAGAUUGGCUGAUUUCCAGCAAAACUGUCAACCGUCGUCUCUUUCGCCCUCCGGCUGUCUCCGGGAGAGUGGAGCCGUGUGUCUCAAGGCCUACGCUGGACUCAUCGGCACCAUCAUGACUCCAAACUACGUGAGUAACAGCAGUACAGAGGUGUCGCAGUGGUGUAAUUGUGAAGGCAGUGGAAACCAAUGGCAGGACUGUCUGCGUAUCCUACAUAUGUUCAAUAGUAACAUCUGCUUGCGUAAUGCAAUAGAUAGCAUGGGAAGCUCCACCCCCCGUCCAGUGGAGGGCACACCCCUUCCUCCACCUCGCCCCUCCCCCCAGGUCCAGCUCGACGAUCUGAACAUCAACCUGCUGCCUGAACCUGAAAUCGAGGUGCUGGAAAGCGAAGAAGAAGAUGAUGAGGAAGAAGAGGAAGAUGAGAACGACACCGGAGCAGGAGGCUUCAACGUCAUCCCUCCCUUCUCGGAGAAGGUGACAGUCACUAAUUUGGGCUCCGAGGCGGGCAGGGUCCACAGCCGUGCCGCCACCCUCUCCGAGCCUCACUUCCUGUUCGCGGUUCUGCUGCUGAUUGCCCUCAGCUGGGGGUAGAAACCAACGCUCGCACACCUUCUCACACGCACACACGCACGCCCACACAAACUUUCACAUCAGACUCUAAGACCUGUUAUCGAGAGACGAGUGGAACGUCACAUCAGAGCGCUGGAGAGAGCGAAGCGAAAUCUCUUCUGUCCUUCUUUCUGUCUGUCAUUCACAAUUUUUCUCCUGGGGAAGAGGCUCCGCUAUAGUUGUAGCUGCUUGUUCAUUAGGGAAUCGCUUUUUUAUCGUAUUCCCGGAGUCAUUCAAAUCACGACUCAUCAGACUGACGAUAGCCGAUGAUGACCGAUUUGAUCACGUGAAGUAUCAUAUAAUGCUUCAGAUAUGGAAGGAAAACUCCGGCUGUUCGAGACUUGUUACCUGACUUUCUCUAAAUGUGCUUGUACUGCAGCAUCGCAUUACCUGCGUUCAGUUGCAUUCAGAAACCCGCUGUGCUUAUUGUUGCUGAGACGAAAUGUAUGUGUGUAUGUGGACGUGCAAGUUUGAUUCGCUUGACAUCGCAGCCUGUCGACAAUCCGUGUCGAGCACGAUUCCCAAAUCUAUCGCAUUUCACACCCCCCGUGUCUCCCAAGUCAGGUCACACACCUAAUCAAGCGCGCACACGCGCCUGCCCCGGAUCCCACGGAUGCAAGCGCUUUUCUUUUAUUGCUCGAUCUGCGAUGUGCAUUCAUUUGUUUGGACUCAGCACAGACUGUGCACUCUAACCAGGGGCGUAAAUAAAAAACACGUCCUUCGACAGAAAAAACAACAUGAGUUAUAAAGGGGAAAUAAACAAACGAAAUAAAGAAAUAUAUCGCCGCACAGCAGGUGUCGGAGUCCGGUCUGUUGUUAGAACCCGGGGGGAUGAACAGGAAGUCAUUUUCCAGCCGCCUGUCGCCUGAUACCUCUCUCCGAGUCUGUUGUUUUACUCUCACAGAGAUAAUGGCUUACAACACAAACUGUUUAUCUUGUUGCAUGUUCACGCCGAAGAAUUACUUGUGAUGGAAAAGAAAUAGAAAAGAGAUCAAGAGAGGAGAACACGAAGCGUCAAACCCUCCAGCAAAAAAAAAAAAACUUACAGUCUGGAAUCACAUGCUUUUUCUGUUCCUUAUACAUCUUUUGCUGACACUGAGGCUUUUUUCAAUCUUGUUCCUUUUGCUCUCACUCCCUCUCUUGAUUUGUUAUUGUGUAUGUUUAAGGAAGCAAGAGAGCAUCUCUGGAUUGUGGCUAGAAUGGAUAUAGCUACGGCCGGAAGUGAUGCAAAAUCUCGCCAUAAAAUUACAAUCAAUUACAUUAGCUAACGCCUACACCUACAAACCUAACCUUACAAUAAUAAAAAACAGUAAGUAGCUUUUGUUCAGCGUGACAAAUUGUGAGAUAUUAAAGUGCGCAUGCCCAGUUAAGGUAGCUGUAUCCCUUCUAGUCUUUUGUGCAAUUGAGCUUCAUAACUUCUUAUUUGUUGCGGAGCACAAAAUGAGAAGUUAUAUGAACUUUGCUGUUUGAGGUCUUCAAGAUUGCAAAAAACAUGACUACAUGAUUUGGGGGUAAACUAAUCCUUGAAAGCACUUUCACAAUAGAGAGUUUAGUGUAGAUGUGAGUUCACUUGACAUAAGAAUUGGUUUCAUCUGGUUGGUGUGAACGAUUUAUUUAAGACAUGCGUGCACGCCAGCAAACCAGUUCAAUGUGACUGCUAAUGUGAUUCUGGUUUAACGCAAUCCAUCUCAUUGAAAAAGUGAAUCACUUUGAGGUUUUUGCAUGUUCCCGAUCACACUUAUUAGAAAAUUAUGUAUUUCUAAUAGCUGCCUCUCUCUGAUUAAAUUACUUUUGGAGAGCAGCGCACAUUCUCCAUGUAUAUUCAUGCCAGACUUACGAAUGUGACGCUACUUAAGUUUCUAUGUAAAUCCAAAGGGACAUUUAUUAAAAAAACAUGGCAAAGCUGCCAUCUUUUCCCCCCGAGUUGUUGUCUUGCUACAGUGGUAAACAGCUGCGUUAAAACUCUCAGAGGCCCUCGUCUUGAUAACGCAAACCUACCGUGAUUCUGAGCCAAAAGUAGGCCUACAGCCUGCGGGGGACGGAGGAGGAGGAGGGUUCGGACCGAGCAAUCAAGCCAAGCCUUGCAGCGCGAGGGCUGUACUCGAGACGUCCGCCACCCCCCUCUUCCUCUCCGGAAGAAAUUAAAGCUCAGCUAAAGUGCUCAUAUCUCAUCCGGUGUUCACGCGAAGCACCUUGGAUUACACCGACACGACUUAACAAUCAGAUUCCGAACUGAUCUAUUAUGCGGAGGAACGGCCUGAUUGAACAGACGUUGUGCUUUUCGACGUCUUCUCCUCCAGCGCAAGGUCAGCGAGGCACGCAGCGCGCCCGCUCAAUCAGUAGGGUUAAUUAAGAGAAGAAACGCAGGCGCGUCGGGAUUGAUGCGCCUGUCGAGAUCGCGGGCGGCCUUUAUGAUGGCUGUUGUUAUUUUUUAAUUGUUAUCUGGGGCCAGUGUCGUCCGCCCAGCCGUAACAGAGGGAGGCGUCGGAUGAGUGACAUCAGAGUCGGGGAAGGCGGCAGGGGUGUCGGUAUUACACAUUAGAAUAUUUUAGAGAAAUAACAAACAAGCCAUGCGUUAAAUAAAUGCAAGUUGCAGGAAAGUUCGAGAGAGAAAGUUCGGUUGGAAAACCUAACGAGUUGCCUACCUAGACUGAAUUUUAAGGCAUCGCUUCAGACGCGGGUACGCUGCCUUUUAAGUUGCCUGUUUUUGGGUGCAACCCUGAGAAGAUACUAUAUUUUAAUAAUACAUUUUCACGGCCAUGCCAGUUUAAACCGGAUUUUCCGACCGGAUUUAUUUCAGUCUGCUCUCUAAGUAGGCAGCUGCCCGUGAAGGCACCGGUUUGUAGCGGAGGGUUAGAGACGCGGCCCACACCAAAUUCGCCGUAGCAGUUUGUGUUGUUUGACUUUAUACGCGUUUGCCGCAUUACAACCACGUUUUGGCUCGUACGCAGAUUUCUUGUGAGUCUAACAUUUCCUCCUCGCCCAUCUGUGCCUGUGUACACAGGAGAAACCCGUCGCGGCGGAUCCUCCGCGUCGAGCGCUGCAUCGCAGGGAGCAGGGGAACGGAAAAGAGAUAAACACACAAUAAGGGAUAAACGGAUAGGAGAGAGGAGGAGAGAGUGGGUUAGAGAAAAAGCACCCCGGUGAGAGCAGGAGAGAGAGCCGAAAGAGGGUAAAAGCAGAGAGAGAGAGAGAGAGAGAGAGAGAGUAGUUUGCCCUGUACGCUCAUAGCUUUAUUAUUAUAGUAUGCGGACACUGAUUUAUUUGGCGGCUGCAGGCGCCCGUUCUGAAACUCAUUUUAGUGGUACUGAUGUUGAUUCUCUCUCUCUCCUCUGGCUCUGCAUUAUGAGGCCAGUGGACUGUGCCACCGUUUCACCCCACAAUGCACCAUCAAUUGCAUGAAAAUAAUCACCACCGCUAAUGUUUUUCUAAUGAAGAUGCCCAAAAUAGUAUCUGUAUUUAAUCCUCUUUUAUGGAGUGCACUUAUCUUUUUUUUGGAUAGCGCUGUAUUUUUUACUUUUAUUAAUGACUUGACGGAUUUGAUUCGUCUGUUUCCAGAGUUAAUUUUAAUGAAACUAUCAACAAUGAACACUCUGCCCAUAGUCUAUCGGAGCGUUUGCAGGCCCACAUGGAACUUUACAGAUAUACACAGAAUUGGAAAUCUUGCUACUUAUGUUCAUUUAUUUAAUAAUUUGCCUAAUUUAUGCUUUCGGCUGUUUGAAGGGACAUCCGCACUAACAUUUACCUUUCAACAUAAGUUCAAAGUAAAAUACUGCAGUAUAAUUCGUAUUUACUAUAAUAAACUAUAGUACCGAAAAUAUUUGUAUUGCCUACUUACACUUAUUUACCACAAUUUACUAUAGGAAAUAUUACAGAGUACUAUAGCAUACACUUAUAAAACCUUUUGAAAUAGCUUACAGCUCACUACAAUUUACUACAGUUUAAUGUAGUAAAUACUAAAGUGUACUUCAGAAUUUUUUCAUGUGGGAAUGUUCGUGUUCUGAAAUCAGUGUUAAGGGCACACUAACUAAUUUCACUUGCUGCUGCACUUGCUCAGUCAUUGUUAAAGUUUCAUGUGAUGUACAAGGGCCUGACGUGGGAAUAUAGUACAAUAGCACACAAAAGCAGGUUUUAUAUCAUGGACGAAAUUACUUGCCAAGAAUUGUUUUGUUUGUUUAUUUGUGACUGGUUGAGUGGUUCUGCUGGGUUCGCUGUGAUAUGAGCAUGUCUCUCAUUGCAAUGUUGGAUUUGCCUUUGACACCCGCCCGUACGAACGCACCUGCUCUCAAAAACUCUUCCUCAAUUACUGCCCACCGGGUCACUUUGCAGACCUGUUGUACUGUGCCGGUCCUCCACUGGUUUCUUCCCUCUGCUCAUCUGUAUAAAAUCAGGUGUAAAAAAUGAGAAUUCACUGUUUCUGUGACCCAUAAUAAUGUACCAUCUGAAAUAAACUAAACGGAAAACAAA
Messenger RNA from Triplophysa dalaica, 6342 nucleotides. RefSeq names its product GDNF family receptor alpha 3 (gene gfra3). Gene Ontology annotation, molecular function: signaling receptor activity. Gene Ontology annotation, biological process: nervous system development. The record is from RefSeq and is a predicted model, not a curated record. NCBI's taxonomy places the organism in Eukaryota, Metazoa, Chordata, Actinopteri, Cypriniformes, Nemacheilidae. The transcript has 8 exons. Bases 493 to 1857 code for a protein of 454 amino acids. Gene Ontology annotation, cellular component: signaling receptor complex; external side of plasma membrane.